AUGAUUUCUGGCGUAGUAUGGCAUUUCGUUGCAUUCGUUUAUUAUGCGAAUGCUGCAUGCGAAUAUGAUCGUGCCACGCGCCCUAAGUUUUCCGAUCCGAUUAAUGCAAAACGUAUGCGAAUUGCUCACGGAGAAGAUGGUUUUAGCGGAAAAAAUAUUUACAAAAUAUUCUAUGAUUGUACAUUUGAAGAAGGAGCGAAAAAUUGGGCAGCUCAGUGCACCCCACAGUUUUCUUCAUCAUCUUAUAGAAUAACUGAAGGCGAAACCUUUUUCGCAACAGAUCCUAAAAAUUCUCUCGAUGAACUAAUGAAUGCGGCUGCUGAUGCAUGGUACUCGGAAAAGAAUCAAUCAACUAGCAAUAUCUUCACACAGGAAGAUGAAACGAAAAGACCGAAUUUCGCACAAGUAAGUACUUCCGCACAAAUCGCCUGGGGAAAAACAUCAAGAAUCGCUUGUGCAGUUAAUAAAGACUGUGUAAUCAAUGGAAAAAAGCAAGAUUUCGUUGUUUGCCGUUAUUGGCCGCGUGGUAAUAUUGUUAAUGAAAAAAUUUUCGACGAAGGUCGUGGAUGUAACACAACUGCCGAUUGCGAUGCAUUUCGAGAAACAAAAUGUCUACCAGAUCAAGGAUUAUGCAUUAAUUUUACACCCGAUUAA
Molecule: messenger RNA, 654 nt
Organism: Dracunculus medinensis (Guinea worm)
Lineage: Eukaryota; Metazoa; Nematoda; Chromadorea; Rhabditida; Dracunculidae
Source: the annotation of a GenBank genome assembly